AUGGGCACGGAGCAGCUGGCCCAGCUCAGAUUGUCAGCGCGACAAAUCGCCGCCCUAGCCUCGCAGCGCCUCCUCGGCGUUCGGUUACCGAAGCUGCCAUCUGAGGUGGCAGAGCCCCCCCUGCCCCUUGAAGAAGCUUUCCGCCAUGCAGAGACCACCUAUGGCCACUUGGCGCCGGCCCAAAAGGAAAUCAUCAUAAUCACGCUCCAUGGGGCCAUCAACCUGCCCAGCCAAAAGAAUGGCUCCAAACCCUUGGCCUUUGUGAUAGCGAAAACCACCUCACAGGAAGAAAAACACCAGGAGUCUACAGCUGUCACCUCAACUACAUGGGAGCCCACCAAAAGUCCCACGUGGGAGACAACAGUCAAGCUGGAGAUUCAGACUGAAGAUGUGGGUCAUGAAGAAGUGAUCCUGAAGGUGCUUGAUAGCAGAACCAGAGAUUUGCUAGCUUCCUACCGGAUACCCAUUAAGUACCUCCGCCCUUUCCACCCCUACCAUUUUGAGCUGGUGACGGCUCACAAGGCUGGUUUAGCCAAAUUGUAUGCUUCAAUCACUCGGGAGAGCAGUUUCAUGCCCCGAUACAUUGGAUGCACUCACACAGCCUUAGAGGUCUUUCUCCAGGGGGUCAAUGAGCCCCUCGCCAACCCCUUUGGCCCUAUCAUGGUGGUUGCCCGUAUCAUUCCCAACUACAAGGAGUUCAAGGAGACUACGUUGAGCAAAGAUCCUAUAUCUAUGGGGCUGCCUAUGAGAACUGUCAACUUUCCAAGCCCCUCAGUGUUGGCUUUUGAUGUUCCUCGCACCAACGAGCAGGGAUACCCUCAGGUAUCCAAGCCCGGUGGGCCUGCCAGACAGCCUGAAUGGAAUACCUCCUUCCUCUACCAAGCCCGGAAUGGGUGCACCCAGUUCAGUGAAGAUCUGGCCCUGCUACUGGAAUUUUAUCCCAUGCUUCCAAUGCACCAGAGAGAAUCCUGGAACCUUGUAGAGCCCUUGGGUAUCUCCGUGUUGCCACUCAACAACCGAGUUUACCGAAAAAUGAUGUCAGGAUCACAGACUGCGCUGCAUGUGAAGAAGCUCCCUAUCUUGAGAACUAAGCUGAAAACGAUUGCAGGUGGAACACCUACUGUGAACCUUACUUUCCAAGUGCUUUCCUCAGAGAGGCCAGACAACUUCCUGACUCCCAACAACUGUGCGGAUGUUCCUGUCCUGAACCCCACACUCCUGGAUGCAGAUCUUGGCAUCAUUCGGGAAUCAUGGUCCAAGGACUUUGUAAGCCCAGAGCCAGAGUCGGAGUCUGAGCCGCUGCCUGAGCCUGAAUCAGAGCCAGAGCUAGAGCUAGUGACAGAGCUAGAGCCGAAGCCCAAGCCAAAACCCACCCUGUUCUAUGUGGACAAGUGCCUUUCUGUGCCCUCACUGGAAGAAGUAAAACCUCUGGAGCUUCCUCAGGAAACACUGGAAGAUUUCAGCCCAUGGCCACAUCAGAAGGUUAUACACAAGACCCAAUCAAGGCCCCAGCCUUUCAAGGUGUUGUCCCGUGAAGAAAUAAAUGAGUACUCCCGCCUCCCCAAUACAGAGGUGCAUCUGUACAGCAGUAUUUAUUAUUCGGAAUCCUCAGACACCCAAGACGAACAGUAUGAGGUGGAAGAAAAACCCAAACCAUCAGACAUACCAUUAUCUACCUGGAAGGAGGUUGACAACUACCAGAGAGCCAUGACAAAGAUGGCCAAUGACAUCCUGACUCUGCGUAGGCAAGUGUCCUCACUGGAGACAGAAAAUAACUCCCUUCGGCGACAGGUGACCACACAGGAGCAGAUGGGCCAAGCCUCUGCAGAAGAUGAAGAGAUGAUAGCAAACAUGAAGCAGAAACUUUCCCAGAGCACCAUGGAAAUGAGGAGGUUGAAGGCAAGAGUGCAGCAGCUGCAGAAUGAGUUAAUUCGGAAGAAUGACCGGGAGAAAGACUUACUGCUCAUACAACAGUCUCACCACCAACAGCAGCAAAACCUGAAGAAGUACCAUGACAAACUGCAGAAAAUGAAGGGCCUAGAGCAAACUGUGAAGAACCAGGAGAAGGUAAUUCAGACAAUGGAGAAGAUCUUGGAGGAGAAAGUAAAUCAGCCAUCCAGGGAAAGGUCCGAUUCUGUGGUAUCACCACUGGGGCGGCCUCUGGGAAAGCACACGGGCCCCAUGGGGGAGAGUGUGCCCUUUGACUUUUACUCCAUAUUGCUGUCCGAGAACGCAAGGCUGCGGAGUGAGUUGGAUAAAAACCGCCACCAGUCUUCCCCCAUCAUCCUGCAGCAGCAAGCCCUACCGGGUCCUGUGACAAAGGGUGACCCAACCCCGAACCAGCACUUCCCGCCCUCCCCACCCUCUAUCCCCAACAUUCCCAUCCCUUCCUCUAAGUCCAUUCAUUUGCCUGGGGUGUAUAGUGAAAUCAUAAUAGUGUGGUUCCCCUAUUGGCCAGAUUUGUGCUUUUGCCAACAGGACUUCCUCUCCGGCACUUCAGACAAGUUCAAUCUCAUGGCCAAAUUGGAGAGCGCGCAAAAUCGUAUUCGGACUUUGGAGAGCGAGCUGGAAGAUUCAGCCCGGCGCUGGGGACAAGAAAAACAAGAGCUAACUUCGAAGCUGAUGGAACAAGACCAUGGCUUUAUACUUGGCUCCAGUCCUAUGUCGACAGAACAUCAAAGGAGUCCUGCGGGCCGUACGACUUUCCAAAAGCCGAAAAAAUAG
This is a messenger RNA of Dromiciops gliroides (monito del monte), 2724 nucleotides long. RefSeq names its product coiled-coil domain containing 33 (gene CCDC33). The record is from RefSeq and is a predicted model, not a curated record. Gene Ontology annotation, cellular component: peroxisome. Lineage: Eukaryota; Metazoa; Chordata; Mammalia; Microbiotheria; Microbiotheriidae. The coding region runs from base 1 to 2724 and encodes 907 amino acids. The transcript has 24 exons.